Messenger RNA from Wasmannia auropunctata (little fire ant), 1337 nucleotides. RefSeq lists its product as uncharacterized. Lineage: Eukaryota; Metazoa; Arthropoda; Insecta; Hymenoptera; Formicidae. Bases 497 to 1093 code for a protein of 198 amino acids. The transcript is spliced from 3 exons. The record is from RefSeq and is a predicted model, not a curated record.
GCAAUUGUCGAUUCCGUCUUUUUCCUUUUGUCGUGCACGACUUUUAGAGCUCUACGCAAUCCUUGUUGUUUAUCAAAUAUUAAACAAGGAUAAAUGAAUACUUAUAAACGUUGUAAGCGCAUCGAACGCAGCCAUCUACUCCAUGCUAAUAAUAUAUCACGAAGGAGCCGCAUGAAAAACUUGAUCCAAUAGGAAAGUAUAGAUGUCGCUUACUUCAGUCGCUGUUUUUUUUUCGCGGCUUGUGUGAUCGAGUGUGUCAGAGCGCAUAUCAAAGAGGCCGAAUACCGAACUACAAAGCGCCGUACCGCACCAAUCAGGAAUUCAGGACGGCACCAACGCAGGACGUCAAUCGACGUUAUAAGGAAUAAUUCCUUCCCAGUAUCUUUGCUUUGUCGUCGCACUCCAGCAGACAGCAUCGACGUAGUGACAUCGUUGCCUUCUACGCAUUACGCAUUACGAAUUACGUAUUUGAUUCCGAGUCUUUCUACGGCAUAAAAUGUCUAACAAAAUUAUCAUACUUGUUGUGGAAGGCACAAAAUUGUAUAAAUGUAUCAAAUGUGGCGAAAUGUCUAAAAGAAGGUAUAACACGGAGCGUCAUUUCCGGCGCUUUCAUGAAAAUAUAUAUCCGGGAAAGACAUGCUGUGGCACUACAUUUUGUACCAAAAGUGACUUCUACGAUCACAAAGAAAAAACUCAUAACGAAAAGAGGAAGUAUACGAAAGGACAAAAUCAAAGUAUUUCUGAGUCUGAUGAAGUCGAACAGGAAGACACUAUAAUAAAAAGUGAUAUGGAAAUUUCGGAAACGCGAAAUAAUAAUGAACUUGGAUUAUUACCUAUAAAGAAAUAUUUUCUUCAUAAGUGGCAAAAGAAUUCCUUUUAUAAGAUGGAAAAUAAUCGAGCACCAUUAACGAAUAUGGAAAAUGUUAGUAAUGAAAGUAGAAGAACAGCGAUGAAACGUGCAUCGCGAAAAAUUUUGCGAAACAAUGUUAGAUUAUCAAAUUCCUUCAGUUCAAAAGAAAAUGUAAAAAUAUACAAUAUUACAGCCCGAUCGACGAAAGACAUAGAUAAAGGGUUGAAGUCUAUUAUAUUUUAAGUUUUACAAUUUAUAUUGAGCGAUUCCGUAAUAUUUAUUUUUUUUUUUAAUAUGAAAGCAAAUAUAAAGACUGAUAGUUUGAACUUUCUGCAUAAAGUAUGUAAGUUAAGAACAAAACUACGCGUAUAUGACAUUUAUUGUGAAGAUUUGAUAUAUUGCUACUUCUGUUAUCUAAGAGUUAUUUUUAAAGAAUAUUUUUAGUAUUUAUAUAUGUUAUAUAUUUGAUAGAUUGCAUUUUGAUUUU